Messenger RNA from Laccaria bicolor S238N-H82, 596 nucleotides. RefSeq names its product 40S ribosomal protein S18. Gene Ontology annotation, biological process: translation. Gene Ontology annotation, cellular component: cytosol; small ribosomal subunit; ribosome. The record is from RefSeq and is a predicted model, not a curated record. The transcript has 5 exons. Gene Ontology annotation, molecular function: RNA binding; structural constituent of ribosome. NCBI's taxonomy places the organism in Eukaryota, Fungi, Basidiomycota, Agaricomycetes, Agaricales, Hydnangiaceae. Bases 71 to 541 code for a protein of 156 amino acids.
CAACAUCUCCAUCGUCGAGGGAGCAACGCAGUCAUCUUCACGAACUUGAAAGGUUAUCUGCCACACCAUCAUGUCUCUUGUUGUACCCGAGGCUCACCAACAAUUCCAACACAUUCUUCGUUUGCUCAACACCAACGUCGAUGGGAAACGAAAAAUCAUGUACGCUUUGACGGAGAUCAAGGGUGUUGGUCGUCGCUAUUCAAACUUGGUUUGCAAAAAGGCUGAUGUUGACUUGAAUAAACGUGCUGGAGAGCUCAAUUCUGAUGAACUUGAGCGAAUCGUGACAAUCAUCCAGAAUCCCACGCAGUUCAAAAUCCCCACAUGGUUUUUGAACAGGCAAAAGGAUAUCGUGGACGGAAAAAACUCACAAAUUCUGUCCAAUGGCGUUGACUCGAAACUACGUGAUGAUCUUGAACGCCUCAAGAAAAUUCGGGCGCAUCGUGGUUUGAGGCAUUUCUGGGGCUUGCGGGUGCGAGGGCAGCACACUAAAACAACUGGCCGACGUGGAAAGACUGUUGGUGUCUCGAAGAAGCGUGGUUAGGAUAUAUAUUUCACAAUCCUGUCGUAUUCUGUGCAAUUCAGAGAUUCAGAUUGAA